This is a messenger RNA of Lolium perenne, 3301 nucleotides long. NCBI's taxonomy places the organism in Eukaryota, Viridiplantae, Streptophyta, Magnoliopsida, Poales, Poaceae. The record is from RefSeq and is a predicted model, not a curated record.
AUGGCGCAUAAUUACACACCCAUCUUACUCUCUGCUGCAGUGGCAGCGGCACUGCUGCUGCUGCUAACAUCGUCCGCAGCUGGAGCAGCAGCUCCGGCUCCGACGGUAGGGAUGCCGGGUUGCGACACCAGGUGUGGCAACAUGAGCGUGCCGUACCCGUUCGGCAUGGGCCCAUCCUACUGCUACCAUUCACCGGGGUUCAAACUGAGCUGCGACCAUGGACGGCUCCUCCUCGGCAACGGAACCUUCCAAGUCGCUGAGCACAUCAGCCCCAGCUUUCCCAGAUUGACCGUGGUUUACACCGGGGAUAUCCAAACUGACGGGCGCGGCCUCGGCACGUUCGGUGCCGGCAUGGGGCUUGCCGACGACAGUCCCUUCUUGCUGUCAGGCGGGAACCAGCUCGUCCUCGUAGGCUGCAACGUGCGGGCGACGCUGAGGAACGGCAACGUCACCAUGAGCGGCUGCUCCUCCUUCUGCCCCGACGGUGUCGACCAAGAACACAUGUACAUGCCGUCGAGGCUGAAGAGCAGCAUGCUCUGCUCCGGCAUAGGCUGCUGCCAGGCGCCCAUCGUCGUGAACCGCGAGGUGCUUGCUGGAUCAGGCGAGCUGGUCCCCAUCACCUCCUACGACCUGGAGCUCGACUCCUUCGGGUGGAACCGCAGCCAGGCCAGGGAGGUGCCCGCCCGCGUCUUCAUCGCCAGGGACGGCUGGUUCGCGCCCAUGAGCAUCUCACGCCAGCUCUUGUCCAAGGACUACCGCGCCGCCGCGCCCAUGGAGGUUCCCUUUUGGCUCGAUUGGGAGGUCAUAGUUGGACAACAAGGCCCUUCCUUGUCGCCCAGCUGGGAGUGCCCUGAGGACGCGGCCCGCACAGUCUGCAGGAGCAACCACUCUGACUGCACAAGAGGUGAAAGAUGGGGCUACACCUGCUCAUGCAAGAACGGUUACGAGGGCAAUCCCUACAUAUCCAACGGCUGUCAAGACAUCAACGAGUGUGGGGAUUCAGAAAGAAAUGAGUGCUUCGGCGAAUGUACCAAUACAGAUGGAUUAUAUAGGUGCGAGUGCCCAUGGGGUACCCAGGGCGACCCCUACACUCCUGGAGGCUGCUUCCCUUUCCUCACAGGUAAAUGCAUCACGUCCUGCGGCAACAUGACCCUGCCAUACCCAUUCGGCAUAGGCCCUCUCGGAUGCUACUUGCCAGGGUUCAACCUCACCUGCGACACAAGCAACCACCACACCCCACGGCUGAUGCUCGGCAACUUCCAAGUCGUUGACAUCUCCCUGCUCAACAACACUGUGCGCGUCAUCAACACUGGCCUAGUUCUUGAUAUGUACGGUGGUCGCUACGGCACGGGUGGGGGUUCCAUAGAAUUCAGCCUUUGGGAUGAGUGGCCCUACUCACUGUCGACCAGUAAUGAGCUCAUUCUGAUGGGGUGCGGAGUACAGGCGGGUCUGUUGGGCACCGGGAAACCAGCAAUCCUCAGCGGCUGCUCCUCAUUCUGCCCCUCAAACGAGGAAGGCACCUACAUCGUCGACCAUGACGAAGACGAUGACCAGUACUGUUAUGGAACUGGCUGCUGCCAGGCACGCAUCUCCAUGUCGAGGGAUGGCUGGCCCAAGGAAUUCUGGAUCAGUUGGAUGGACUCCAACAGUGCCUGGGAUGACAGAUCGCCGCACUCGUAUGCACUCAUCGCAGAGGAGGGGUGGUUCCGUAAGCGUCGUGUGUCCACCGAGCUGUCGCACCACACUCCCAGCCUGGACAUUCCCGUUGUUCUAGACUGGGAGGUCAUGCAGUUACAGUCCGCCGCUGGCUCGCGGCCACCAGCCAACUUGAGCUCGCAGCAGCAGUAUCUUAAGUGUCCUGGCAUCUGUAGUAGAAAGAACAGCCUCUGUAAACAAAGGAUCAGAGGCUAUACGUGCCACUGUGCUGAAGGUUACACCGGGAAUCCCUACCACGUCGACGGAUGCAAAGGUGGCCGCAAGUAUUUUAAAGGUUUGAGCGCAGUUAUAGGAGUUACUAGUGGGGCUGGCAUUGUACUUUUUGUUCUGAUGGCAAUCCUCGUUUCCAAAAAGCUGAAAUAUCAUAGAGAAAAAAUGAUGAAGCGCAAGUUCUUUGAGCAGAACCGCGGACAGUUGCUGCAACAAUUGGUAUCCCAGAAGGCUGAUAUUUCAGAAAGAAUGAUCAUAUCCUUAGAAGAGUUGAAGAAGGCGACAAACAAUUUUGAUAAAGCCCGUGAACUUGGUGGAGGAGGACAUGGUACCGUAUAUAAAGGAAUUUUGUCGGAUCUCCAUGUCGUAGCCAUCAAGAAACCAAAGAAGGUGAUUCAGAAGGAGAUUGAUGAGUUUAUCAAUGAGGUUGCCAUUCUAUCACAAAUCAACCAUAGAAAUGUGGUGAAACUCUAUGGUUGCUGUCUUGAAACAGAAGUGCCAAUGUUGGUUUAUGAGUUCAUAUCCAAUGGUACCCUUCAUGGUCAUCUUCAUGUCCAAGGACCAAAAUCACUUUCAUGGGAUGAUAGGUUAAGGAUAGCAAUUGAAACAUCUAAAUCUAUAGCAUAUCUCCACUCGACAGCUUCAAUACCUAUCAUACAUCGAGAUAUCAAGUCAGUUAACAUACUUUUGGAUGACACUCUGACAGCAAAGGUAGCCGAUUUCGGAGCUUCCAGAUAUGUUCCUGUGGAUAAAUCAGGGUUGACAACAAUGGUGCAAGGAACAAUAGGAUAUAUGGACCCUAUGUACUUCUACACUGGAAGGCUGACCGAGAAAAGUGAUGUUUAUGGCUUCGGUGUCAUGCUUGUCGAAAUGCUGACUAGACAAAAGCCAUUUUUAUAUAUGUCAUCUGAAGGUGAUGGCCUUGUUGCACAUUUUUCUGCCUUGUUUGCAGAAGGAAAACUAUCACAAAUAUUAGACCCACAAGUUAUAGAAGAGGGAGGCAAAGAAGUCGAUGAAGUGGCUGCGAUUGCAGUAGCAUGCAUAAAACUAACAGGAGAGGGUCGUCCAACCAUGAGGCAGGUAGAGUUGGCACUGGAAAGUGUUCAAUCACCCAAACAUCUAGGUGAUGUGGCCGUGACAAAAUCUGAGAAAGUUGGUCCAUCAAUAGAUUUUUCAUGGACUGAAAGUGGAAGAAGUUACAAGGAGUCUACCAGACAAUAUAGUAUGGAGCAAGAGUUUGAGAUUUCAGCAACAUACCCACGAUAGUCAUGUUUACUUAUGUAUUGAACAUGAUUAUUUGGGAGAUUUGUGUAUGAUCGACGGUGCCUCUAAUCCAUUUCAUUUGCUUGCAGAUUUGUUGUAUUCUAGUUCAUUU